AUGAAAACCCCCGUCAGUCAUAAAGUGUCGAUGGAACGCCGCAACAAACAGGGCGAAGUGAUCGUCAAGUCGGGCGUGCUGUUCAAAAAGGGCUCUGGUGGAGGCCUGCUGAAGCGGAGGAACUGGAAGCCGCGGUACUUUGAGCUGACCCAAUAUGCGCUUCGGUACUUCACUGUGCAAGAUGGCGAGCUCAAGGGCGACAUCAAUCUCAAAAUGUGCGGCGAAGAUACGCUCGAGAUCAUGCCCGCAGACUCGAUGAAGACAGGAGGGUCUGCGUCCACAAUCUGGCGCAUUGCAAUCAACACUCCAGACCGCCGUCUCCUGGUUGCUGCAAGCACUGAGCACGAAAUGAACGACUGGGUCGACGCCCUCCUUGAGGUAUUUCGCGCCAACACCACAGGUGGGGCUGGCCGGUCUACUCAUAUGCAAAAGCUCCCACCACAACAACAUCAACAUACAUGCGGUUCCCGCUCGAGCUACGCGUCCAAGCCGCAUUAUCGCCCGUCCGACAUGUCCGAGGACGGAUACUCGUCGCCCGACAACGACGACGGGCGGUAUAGCCAAGCCAGCGGUGGGAGUCGCCACAGCAACGUGUCGGCGUCAUCGAAGCAGCAGCACAUUGCUGACAACUUUAUCAUGGCGCCGCCUCCCCAUCGCCGCGACGAAGGAGCGGGCCGACCCUGCGGCAGUCGAACCCCUCCGAAACCGCAAGUCCUACCAACAUUGGCGGCCAAAACAGACUCGUUCGAAACCCACGGCGAAUACACCUUUUAGCCAUGUCGUUCGGCACUAAAAGACGCUAACUUAUGAUGUGCUUGACGACCCACCCA
Messenger RNA from Aphanomyces invadans, 830 nucleotides. RefSeq lists its product as hypothetical. The record is from RefSeq and is a predicted model, not a curated record. The transcript has a single exon. Bases 1 to 774 code for a protein of 257 amino acids. Gene Ontology annotation, biological process: actin cytoskeleton organization. NCBI's taxonomy places the organism in Eukaryota, Oomycota, Saprolegniomycetes, Saprolegniales, Verrucalvaceae. Gene Ontology annotation, cellular component: plasma membrane.